Molecule: messenger RNA, 1188 nt
Organism: Didymodactylos carnosus
Lineage: Eukaryota; Metazoa; Rotifera; Eurotatoria; Philodinida; Philodinidae
Source: the annotation of a GenBank genome assembly
AUGUUUUCUCCUACAGCUCUGCUUCAUGUUUUUACAAAUGCGUUCAGAACACAUGGUGCAGCGAAGCUCAAUCAGCUGGAUGAUGAACUAUUUAAGUCUAUUGCAGCUGAACUACAUCCCAAUACAUCAAUACUAUGGUUAAAAGAUAUAUGGCAAAAUAAUACAAAUAAAAUAAAAUCCAAAAUAUUAUCUGAAUACGAACGAUCUGAAAAUCUUAAUAAAGAAAAUGAUUAUGUCAGCAGCAUAAUUACACCUGUUAAUAAGAAAUCAUUGUCAACACUUGAACCAUGUUGUAUUUGUAAUAAAGGCAGCUUGUUAUCAAACACGAAUUCUUUCGUAGUACGGUCAGAUAUGGUUCAAAAAUUAUCUGUCGGAUACAAUAACAUAUACGCUUCACAAUUAAAAGAUGAUAUUGCUAAUAAACGAAUACAUAAAGCAUGUUAUCACCGUUUAUAUUCUUCAGGACAACGUACUACGAAAUACGAACUGACAGCUGAAGCUGGUGAUGAUGAACGGGACACUAUAGAUGAUGAUAUCGUUGGUAUUACAGACGAUGUUGCGAUACAUAAUCACGGUGGUACAGCUUCUGAACAAUUGUUAUCUCAACCAUCUUCGAACAUAAAAGUUGCAAAGAAAUCCACAAUAAAAAGAUUUUUGAGUCAUUUACCAUUUACCUCAGCUAACAAACAGCAGAAUAAUGUUUCACAAAUUUCAACUACAGAUGAUAAUAGCACAACUUCGGGUUCUACAACAUAUAUAACUUCUGCAUCUCGGAGGAGUUUACGAAAAACUUUAUCAAACCGAUCACAACUAAAUGAUUGUGACAGCGGAAUGGCAUCUGCAGUAUCACUGUUAGAAAGUAGUAGUAUUGUUCGUACACCACAUAUCAGCACUGAUGCUCAACCGUUAUGUAGUACUCCUAUGCAAUAUACCAGAUAUUCACAGUCGUCAAAUCAAUCUAUAUCUCCACUACAAUCAAUUGAAAAUAAUCAAAAUGAUACGUUCACCUCAUUCACGACAUCGGACGAAAGAAGUACAAGUCUGUCUCAGGCCACAAGUCAAAGCAAGAGCGAAGACUCUGCAUUUAAAGAAUUACGUGAAUGGUUAAUGAACAAAUUGCAAACAGGUGAAAUGAUACCAAUGUUGAUGAUCAGUGAAAAGUAUGCAACACUAGUUGAAGAGAGUCAA